AUGGAUGAAGAAAAUCAAAGAAGACCAAGAGCAGUGUCUGGAGCCAGAAGCGAAGGUCCUACUUCGCCAACUAGAGCCUCGAGGGGAGUUGAAGAAGAUGCAAUUUCACCUACCAGAAGAUUUUCGACCGUUGAAGAAGGCCCAUCUAGUUCUGGUGUCCGCCGACGCAGCUCGGCAGCGAGGCGUAGUGGCAGUGGAGUGCCCAGCCUGGCCCCUCGAACUACUCUUGCAGACCGAACACAGGGGAAGUUCACCUUGGCUGGCCCAGAUGAGACUCCUCAAAUGAGGCUCUCUCAUGAGCCUUUCGUGCAGCCCGGAUAUGCCGACCUAAACCCAUCCUAUGAGCAAGCGAAUAACGCCAAACCCGUGUGGAGUUUGGCCAAACCGCUGCCGCGUGUGGUGAGACCAGGCAUGGUGCCCACCAAAGAUGAAUUGCUCCAGAAUCUUGCCAAUGCUCAGUUACCCGCCGAAAACUCACAGAGGCUUGGCUUGGACGUGGACCCCAAUGAUCUCGAACAGGGCAGGAUCGAGAAGACCGCCGAUCCGCGGAAAAUGGCAGCGCAAGUAGAAGAUGCGCGUUUGCAGCGUGAGAAUGCUUUUAUGAACAAGAUCCUGAGUGGCGAGACGGCGUCAAUCAGACAAGGAUCCCGUUUGUCUCGCACUUCUUCAACACGUAUGAGACGGCCCUCGAAUUGGGAAGAACAGCUCUCAACCGUCGAUGAAGGCGGGUCUCAGGCAACAGAUGAAUCACCAAGGAGACAACCCGAGUACCAGAGUGAUGAUCCAUUACAAACUGUGCAUGAAGAACCCGAGCUACACCCGGAGGAAGAACUAGACGCCAAAUUCGAGAUCCCUGCCCUCGAUGAAGCGACCUGCCCGGAAGACCUGCACCCGCUGAUACAAGAUCUGGUCGAAGACGAAGUGCACAACAACCAUACAACAUGGUCAGUCAUUCGAACGCACCAUCGUGAGGCUCUGGCUGAGGCACUCGCUGCCUAUGUUCAGCUCACCAUUGGCUUCUGCGCGGACCUCUCAGUGACUGUGGCAGACGCUGGAAAUCCUAACACCACUGCCUGGGCCUGGGGCCUUGCUACUAUGAUGGGAAUUUACAUCUCUGGUGGUGUCUCUGGUGCCCACCUUAAUCCCGCCAUCACAACAAUGCUGUGGUUUUAUCGUGGUUUCCCCAAGCGCAAGAUGCCCGAGUAUUUUGCAGCCCAGUUCAUUGCCGCAUUCUGUGCCGGUCUCACGGCCUAUGGACUUUACUACCGCUCAAUCGAGUACUACAUAAGCACAAAUGCCAACUCGGCCAUUAUCAACAGCUUCGUCACCAACCAGCGUGAAUCUUGGAUUGGCCCUGCAACAGCUUUCUUCACCGAAUUUUUGGGAACUUGCUUCCUCGCCGUCACAGUCCUAGCUCUGGGUGAUGACCAGAAUGCUCCACCAGGUGCAGGCAUGAACUCUUUGAUCAUUGGACUUGUCAUUACUUGCCUGAGCAUGACCUUUGCUUACCAGACUGGUGCUGCUUUUAACCCCAGUCGUGACUUUGGUCCUCGCCUCGCGCUUCUCGCACUUGGUUAUAGCAACGAUCUUUUCCUGAAUCCGUACUGGUUUUAUGGGCCCUGGGUCGGUGCAACAACCGGGGCCUUUAUGGGAGCGUUCUUGUACGAUUUCAUGAUCUUUACUGGCGGUGAAUCCCCGGUGAACUACCCUCUGGAGCGAACUCAACGAGCAAUGAAGAAGAGCCGCAUGAAGUGGAAGCGCCGUUUGCAUCUUGGGAAGAAAAAGACGACGAACGUACCCGUAGCAUGA
Messenger RNA from Penicillium cataractarum, 1809 nucleotides. RefSeq names its product MIP/aquaporin family protein. The record is from RefSeq and is a predicted model, not a curated record. Gene Ontology annotation, biological process: glycerol transmembrane transport; water transport. Gene Ontology annotation, molecular function: glycerol channel activity; water channel activity. Gene Ontology annotation, cellular component: plasma membrane. The transcript has 2 exons. Lineage: Eukaryota; Fungi; Ascomycota; Eurotiomycetes; Eurotiales; Aspergillaceae. The coding region runs from base 1 to 1809 and encodes 602 amino acids.